UUGCCUUGGAUACUCUGAGCAGUUCUUCAUUUUGAAAUGCAGGCUUACUUACUUUCUAGGCAUUUUAACACCAAGUUGCUGGACAACUCCACAGCUUGUCCAGCUGUGGAUAACUCCACAGCUUGUCCAGAAAAUGCUACUAUUUGUAGUGGCACAUCUUGUGUGUUACCAGAAAGUGAUUUUAACCAGACUUUGAGUGUAGUUUUAAGUACUGUUCUAACAAUCAUGCUGGCUUUGGUGAUGUUCUCCAUGGGUUGCAAUGUGGAAAUUAAAAAAUUCUUGCACCACAUAAAAAGACCCUGGGGUAUUUUUGUGGGUUUCCUCUGUCAGUUUGGAAUUAUGCCUCUCACAGCCUUCUUGCUGUCACUGGCCUUUAGUGUGCUUCCUAUUCAAGCCGUUGUGGUGAUGAUCAUGGGAUGCUGUCCUGGAGGCACAGCCUCUAACAUCAUCGCCUACUGGGUGGAUGGUGACAUGGACCUAAGCAUCAGCAUGACAACUUGCUCCACACUUCUUGCAAUGGGGAUGAUGCCACUCUGUCUUUUUGUUUAUACCAAGAUGUGGACCGAUUCUGAUGCAAUUAUACUCCCCUAUGACAGCAUUGGAAUUUCACUGGUAGCUCUUGUAGUUCCUGUUUCAGUUGGAGUAUUUGUUAAUCACAAAUGGCCCAGUAAAGCAAAAAAGAUACUUAAGGUUGGUUCCAUAGUGGGAGCAGUUCUCAUUGUCGUCACUGCUGUAGUUGGGGGAAUACUCUACAAAGGCUCAUGGGUUAUCACACCUAAAUUAUGGAUCAUUGGUACAAUAUUUCCAGCAGCUGGCUAUUCUUUGGGAUUCUUUCUGGCUCGUCUCGCUGGUCUGUCUUGGAGCAGAUGUCGUACCGUGUCUCUGGAAACAGGCAUGCAAAACACUCAGCUGUGUUCAACAAUAGUACAGCUCUCCUUCAGCCCUGAACAACUUGAACUGAUGUUUACUUUCCCACUCAUCUACAGCAUUUUCCAGCUGUUGUUUGCACUAAUGAUUUUAGCAGGCUACCGUGUUUAUAUAAAACGCUGUGUCAAAACGAAUGCAGACGUUGAGAAAACAGAAGAAAAAGAUGAUUCUAAAUCAAUUUCAUCACAUGCUAAAGAAAAUGGAGGAUUUGUAUCGGACGAGAUAAAAUAGUCAAUUACCUCUCUGUUCCAACCAGCUGAAAAGAUAGAAGACACAUGGUUUACUUAAAGCUUGUUUUCAGAUGCUGUUGCUUUAUAUUUUUGCUAAAUAUUUAGCAAAAAAAUGGAGUUCUGCUGAUACUGGACAGUGAUACUUCAAAAUGAUUAACUUAUAAAAAAUCUCUGCUUUGAUUUUCAACAUGGUUUCUACCACAAUUUCAACAUUUCUUUUUAAAUAUAAUUCCUUAAAAUAUUUAAUGUAUUAUUUUGGUUUCUGUAAAGAAGGAAAGAA
Coturnix japonica (Japanese quail) is the source of this 1437-nucleotide messenger RNA. It is a transcript of the gene SLC10A2, whose product is annotated as solute carrier family 10 member 2. The record is from RefSeq and is a predicted model, not a curated record. Gene Ontology annotation, cellular component: apical plasma membrane. Gene Ontology annotation, biological process: bile acid and bile salt transport. Gene Ontology annotation, molecular function: bile acid:sodium symporter activity. Lineage: Eukaryota; Metazoa; Chordata; Aves; Galliformes; Phasianidae.